AGCAAGCAAUAACCCUGCUUUCACCACUAGUUCACGUCCACUGACCCAUUACUAGUUACUGACCACUCACAGAACACUAACAAACGAGCCUGCGAGUAGUUAGCAGGGAUACAACUUGCUGCAAUGCAUCUACAGGAAAUUGUACUGUGUUCGACUGCACCGACCUCAGCAGCGUCGGGUCCAGGUGCCAUCGUCCUUCAUGAUAUUCAAACGGGAUCUACCUUUGCAUCUUUCAAACAAACCUCAGCUCGAACAAAUUCCACAGCAGUUGUUCCAACACGAGAUGGCCAGGGCGGUUUCAUACUUUCCGCACAACCUGAAAAGUCCAUCAUGAACGUGUAUAAUUUCCAGAAGGAUCAGCUCUCUCUAAAGAUUGUGCUUCCAGAAAAGCUGUCAUGUGUCACUGUCGAUUCGAAAGGCGACUAUUGCGCGGGUGGUACCGCACAGGGUCGUAUUUAUAUCUGGGAGAUUGCCUCCGGAAUCAUGUACCAUGCUUGGGAUGCGCACUACCGUCAAGUCAACGUCUUACGCUUCACGCAUGAUAGUGCAGCGUUGGUCUCAGGUAGCGAAGAUUCCGCCGUCAGUGUGUGGUCAAUAUCGAGCUUGCUGGAUGAUGGCUCGCAAAACGACCUUCCUUCGCCCUUCUGCACUCUCACAGAUCACACACUACCUGUGACCGACAUUUUGUGCGGGAUUGGACUGUUCCCUACAUGUCGGAUACUGACAGCAUCCGUGGACCACUCAGUCAAGCUUUGGGACCUUUCUUCACACACACUCCUAACAACAUUCCAAUUUCCACACCCGAUCAAAGUCCUCGCAUGGGACGUCACAGAACGUUUGUUCUUCGCGGCCUCUGAAGAUGGUUCAAUACACCAGGUGAAUCUUUUCAGACAGAGGGAAGAAAAAUUUGCCCGCAACGGAUUGGAGGCCGUUGGCGGAGCUGGAGUUACGGAUAUAAUCCGUAUCGACGGUGAAGGCCAGGAAAACUCACGAAAACGGCUGAUAUCUGUUAGUCAACCGAUUACCACACUGGCGAUUUCGUUGACUUCUUCUCUGCUUCUUGUCGGGACUGCAACAGGCCUCAUACAAAUAUAUGACAUUGCUUCACACCAACUUUUGCGCACGAUCUCAACGCACAAAGGUUUCUCAAUAACGCACUUGUCUACGAUGCUCAAGCCGCCGGACUUAGUUGGCCAUGUCAGUCUCAGCCUCGGUACCGGCAGCACGCCUGAUGCUAGGGAAUCAAUCCCGGUUAAACCCGUCACGCCGUUUCAGAGGAUGCGUGAUCCUAAGGCAAGAGAGCUUCAUGAGGUAGCAAUAAUGCUACCAGCUCAACCUUCAGUGAGCACAAUGAAUCCAAACUCUGUGUUCAGCCUAUUGAGCUCCCUUCUCCGACAGCGAUCGACAGAAGCCUUCUUCGAAUACUCAACUGACGAACUUCUGCGAGAUCAUGCAGUAUUUGUCAAAGCAGCUGACAUUGCUGGAUCGGGAACAACAGGUGUAUCUUUACAAUCUCGCGUUACUGAGCUUGAAUCUGAGGUGUCGAAGUUGCGCGAGCAGCUGGGCAAAGCAAAAGGUAUCAAUGAUACCAUGUGGGAGACAAUUGUCCAAAAGAUGGUUACAGAAACCAAAGAGGGCAAAGGGAAGGGCAAGGGUGCAAGUGAUGACGGGUUUGUGGCGUUGGAUGAUGAGGACGACGACAGUGAAGGAGUUAGCAGGAGACGGAAAAGGACUCGUUCGUAGACACUUCACACUGUUCUGCCAGGCACGCCGAGUAUUCAUUCCAACACAUGACCAAGCUUGUCAAAGUGAGAAUAUAAACAUGCAUUCGGCUAAGAAAUCAUGCAGUUGUUUACGAAUCCUUUUUCUCGCCGUAUUCAGCAGGGUUUCUACCGUGAUAUUGAUGGUUGACCAAGUUGACCCUGAUAAUAGUCAAUAUGAGAUGAGCACGGUGGUUCGGCGUGUACUCACAUGGGGAAGAGAUCUGCCAGCCACAUGUCAGUAUGUUACUGAACACAGCAGAAAUGGAGAGGACGUACGGAAUU
Molecule: messenger RNA, 2045 nt
Organism: Somion occarium
Lineage: Eukaryota; Fungi; Basidiomycota; Agaricomycetes; Polyporales; Cerrenaceae
Source: the annotation of a GenBank genome assembly